AUGAAAAUCAUUCUAGUUCUUAUUGUUAUAUGUCUCAUUAUCUUAGUUACUGAAUCUGCUCGUCAUCGUCGACAGUAUGCCGGAAACGGCUAUGCUCAACAAUAUGGGUCAGAUUAUGGACUUUAUGGUCCAGGUGGUCAGGGUUGGGUUACUAAUAAUAAUAAUAAUAAUAUGAAUAAUCGUUAUCCCAAUCCUCAAGGUUUUGGUGGAAAUGGUAAUUUUAAUUGGAAUCAAGGUAAUAGACGUCCUGAAUGGUACUAUAAUACAUCGAAUACUAUUCAAUCUUCGAUUUUCUGUUUUUUAUCUACUAUAAUUUAUAUUCUUGUUAUUUAA
Molecule: messenger RNA, 333 nt
Organism: Adineta steineri
Lineage: Eukaryota; Metazoa; Rotifera; Eurotatoria; Adinetida; Adinetidae
Source: the annotation of a GenBank genome assembly